Messenger RNA from Capronia coronata CBS 617.96, 2328 nucleotides. RefSeq lists its product as uncharacterized. Gene Ontology annotation, molecular function: telomeric repeat DNA binding; telomerase RNA binding; protein binding. Lineage: Eukaryota; Fungi; Ascomycota; Eurotiomycetes; Chaetothyriales; Herpotrichiellaceae. The record is from RefSeq and is a predicted model, not a curated record. Gene Ontology annotation, biological process: nuclear-transcribed mRNA catabolic process, nonsense-mediated decay. Gene Ontology annotation, cellular component: telomerase holoenzyme complex. The transcript is spliced from 3 exons. Bases 1 to 2328 code for a protein of 775 amino acids.
AUGCACGAUUUCACCGCCGCCGUCCAGGCGAAGGUAGCGAUGCGGCUGUGGGAGGCACACUCAAAGGUCAACCAGAGGUACAGGCCAUUUUUGGCCCAGUUCCGCGAGGAGCAAGCCAAAAAGAGACCUGUUGAGCGCCGCAAGGCCGAGAAACUCUACCUGGAGUUCAUCAAAUCAAGCAUGCGUUUCUAUCGAGGAUAUAUCCAGAGGCUUGCAUCCAAUUUCAGAGAUGUCCCGGAAGUCAUGGAGAUCGCUCGACGGUUCAAUCUAGACACGCUCUCGGCAGACAAACCUCUGUCUGUGGAUUCGAUCUUGAAGAAGCAGAUCGUUGGCUCAUGCUACUCGACUUUGAUCCGGUUGGGCGAUCUGUCCAGAUACCGAGAGACCGAGCUGCAAACUAAGGAGCGCAAUUGGGGACCGGCGAAAGGGUACUAUGAGCUUGCCUCCGUCCUUGAUCCUGCGUCCGGCAUCUCAAGCAAUCAACUCGCAGUUAUCGCAUUGGCAGACCAAGAUCACCUGAGAGCUGUGUACCACCUCUAUCGCGCCAUUUGUGUCGACAAUCCCGCUCCUCUAGCCCAGGGGAAUUUGAAACUUGAAUUCAAAAAGAUCAAAAAGAGGUCAGCUCAGGGAAUGUCGAUCCUAAGCGAGGAUGCAGUCCCCGAAGGGAGUCGCGAGCUUCAAGAAAGCUUCCUCCUGUUUCACGCCCGCUGCUUCUUGGACGAGUAUGUGGGAUAUGAAGAACAACAGAAUCAGAUCAUUCACCUGCUUGCUGACGAGCUGAGGGAGCGCCCUUACGAUACUGUGGUCAGAAAAUACUGCCUGAUCAACAUCUCAGCUGAGGAUCUGGCAGCAAAAAGAGUGCGAGGUACGUCUUUGUCUCACCAGCCUCAUCGCUGGCUAACAUAUGCAGAUGAUGUGUCGGCAUUCCGUUCAUUUGAAGUCGCACAGCACAUGAACAUUGCGACUUUUUUCAUGUUUUUACAGCUCCUCCUUGACGAGCUUCGGCCCCUUGUCGGAGAUACUGGCAGGACUCCGCACAGCUCAUGGGAUGGCUCCUCCCGGAUCACCCCGGUCACUCGUCGCAUCCUCCCUCACCUCCGAUUAUACAGUGGGUGGCUGCUGAGCACGGUACAGCAACUCCUCGCAAACAAGUCACUCAAGGUUCAGAUUGCGGCGUUAUGGCAGACCUACGCAGAGGCCCUGAGUCUGCUGAACCUCACAUUCCCUGUCAUUCGUGAACUGUCUGAACUCUCUUACCUCUUGGACGAGGAUCAAGACACUCUAGCCUUUUCGGCAUUCUGCGAUUUUGUCAGGCGGACACGCUUCCAAGACAGUGACAAUCGUUCCAAAUCAUUGUAUGACGAAGCAGCUUUUGGGCCGCGGUCCAUGGAAAACGAAUUUCUGUAUCGAGUCAAAUGCUUGGUUAAAGAUGGACUCUAUCUUUGCAAGAAGGAUGUGUUUGGACCGUUGACUAUUCCUCUCACGUUUGCUGGCAAUCGGUUCAUAUUUUAUGACGAGCGAGCAGAGCAUGGCCGACCUCCCGAGGCUCCUCCACGCCAUACGCGAGUCAUGUCCACAGGCAGUGUUGGCCGCGAUGCCCCCCGGGCUUCGAGGCGAACUCGUGGCCACAUGGACCGCCUGCCCGUCGGGCACACAACCAAGUCGGAUGCAGAAGUGACUGAGUCUAUUACCACUACGAUGGAGGACAUGGUGAACCAUAUAGUACAAUGCGAACCCAACGAGCCAGUAGGCACUGCCCCCAGCGUUGGCAACGGCCUGUCGACGGCCACGUUGAGGAGCCCCGUCGCCCAGGCAUUCCUUCAGAGAGGAGAGCGGUCGAUGCCACCGACAGCAAUCCCAGCUGGAGGUUUGGUGCCAAAGUUCCGGCAUUCCUCAAGUACCUUGCCCAACGAGACGGCGUUGACCAGCAUCUGGCCAACUCCUUUCACAGCACGGCCUGGCGAAGUAUUACCAACGUCUGCGUCUGCGUCCCGACCAAGCACUGCUAACAGAGCUGCGGAUCUGCGCACAGCCUCUCAAGACUUGGACGGCUCUGCGCAAUUCCGCGAAAUGUUAUGGCAGAAGACCGAGGAGAUAACGAACCGAACCUCGCCUUUGCAGUCUCUGGGACCAUCUUUUGCGAGCAGCCCGCAAGGUGUGACGCCGGUAAACCCUUGGACCGGUAUUAGUGAUCGACUGCGCCCUGAGGUGUCACCGUUGCGGGCCAAUUUUGGUGCAGGUCUUUCACAAGGCACUGUGAUCUCAACCCCGAGGUCGGAAGCAUCUCCCUUUGGCGCCAUUGGCGACCCACGCCCGCACAGCGGUUGA